AUGACACCCGGAGGUCCGCAUCAGUUAAGCGGAUCUGGAGUGAUAGCCUUUCAUAACCUGUCAGCUUAUUUUAAAUGUCUGUUACCAAUCAAGAUACUCAUCAAAAUGGUGCUGGAUUACAAAGUUCGUAACCUUACUGUCGAUAAGGUGGAGCCAAACAAACACGUGUCAAAUGCUCAGGGAAAGUUAGAGGAAUUACUCACCGAGAUUACCGACGUGUUGACAUCGGGUACGAUGUUCUAGGCAUUUUUCUAUACAGCGCACUCAAAUUUAACCCUGAUGAUAAUGCAUUUAUUAACGAUGAUCCUGGUUGGAAAUUGUUCAACGAAUGGAGUGCCCGUCACUUGUAUUUAGUGAACGAUAUUUAUUCAAACAAAAGGGAAACUUUACAGCAGCAAGCUAAAUUUACGUUGGUAUACAUUACAAUGAAUACUGAAGAAUGUGACGCACAGG
Oppiella nova is the source of this 453-nucleotide messenger RNA. The record is from the annotation of a GenBank genome assembly. Lineage: Eukaryota; Metazoa; Arthropoda; Arachnida; Sarcoptiformes; Oppiidae.